Molecule: messenger RNA, 4597 nt
Organism: Pristis pectinata (smalltooth sawfish)
Lineage: Eukaryota; Metazoa; Chordata; Chondrichthyes; Rhinopristiformes; Pristidae
Gene: angptl6
Product: angiopoietin-like 6
Exons: 6
Coding region: 332-1816 (494 amino acids)
Source: RefSeq, a predicted model, not a curated record
UUCACUGUCCCACACACAGCACUGACAAGUUGCAGCCGCUCUCAGCUGUCUCACUCCAGUAAUAGAACAAUGAAGAACACAGCAUCGACUCAACUAAGAGGACAAUAAUCUAAAACCAGAGAAAUUCCCCUGCCCAGCCUGCUUAAGUACAACCAGGAAUCCAAUUAGUUGCAAACUACUGAAGUGAGAUCUACAACAGUAUGUUUUACACGAAUCCUUCCCCUCGUCAGACGCUGAGAACAUCUAGGACCAUCAGAUAUUCACAUUACAGCUACUCAAAAGUCUGCUAAACACAGGUUUUGAAACUGCUUCACACAGCCCUGUUGGAACAAUGCUGAAACUCACCAUUAGCCUCUUCCUGCUGAUCAGACUAGCAGGAGCCGAAAAGGCCCCCACAGGAACCGAUGCAGACGACCGCGCACAGACCGGGGAGCCCAACAGUCGCAAUGCUCGAUCCCCCGAGAGUACACCAUCCACCAGGUGUACCUACACCUUCAUUGUCCCACAGCAACGGCUGACUGGCCCCAUCUGCCUAAGUACCAAGGCGCUGGCGAGCGGAAAUGACGCCGUGAACAAGAGCGAGCUGCUGGCGGUGCGGGAUCAGAUGCGCGAGCAGCAGCAGCAGAUCGAAGACCUCAGGCAGAUGGUGGAACUGGACGGAGGCGUGAUCGACGAAGUCAAGUCUCUGCGCAAGGAAAGCCGCAACAUGAACUCCAGAGUAUCUCAGCUCUACGCCCAGUUGUUGCAUGAGAUCAUACAGAAGAAAGAUGACUCCCUGGAGAUCUCCAGGCUGGAGAACAAGGUGCUCAAUGUCACGGCCGAAGUGCUGAGGUUGUCGAUCAGGUACAGGGACUUGGAGCGCAAGUACACAGCCCUCACCACCUUCAUGAACAACCAGAGCCGCACUAUUGCUCAGCUGGAGGAACAGUGCAGACAGGCCAUCCCUGUGCACAAUCAACAGAACCAACAGCAGGGGUCAGGACAAGCAUCUCUUGUCACUAUCACAGCCAACAGUCUGAAUGGCAGCACCAACAAGAGCAAGGGUCUGAUCUCUGGCAAUGAAAUAUUGAGAGAUCAGGUAUACAGCAUGACACAGGACAGACUGAAGAGAAUGGAACAGUCUCUUCCUACUACAGUUCCAAUUGUGACAACUACCAAGUCAUCAGGUCCCUGGAAAGACUGCCUCCAGGUUUUGGAAGAAGGUCACAGAGCCAAUGGAAUUUACCUGAUCAAGCCUAAAAACAUCAAUCGACUGAUGCAAGUGUGGUGUGAACAGCAGAGGGACACUGGUGGUUGGACAGUCAUCCAGAGGCGCCAAGACGGGUCGGUCAAUUUUUUUAGGACUUGGGAGAAUUACAAGCAAGGCUUUGGGAACAUAGAUGGCGAGUACUGGCUAGGCUUGGAGAACAUCUACUGGCUGACAAAUCAGGAUGAUUAUAAACUCCUCAUCCUCAUGGACGACUGGCAAGGGAGGAGAGUGUUUGCCGAGUAUGACAACUUCCAUCUGGAAUCAGAGAGAGACUUCUACAGGUUGCGACUGGGCUAUUAUCAUGGGAAUGCUGGAGACUCCUUAUCCUGGCACAACAACAAGCAAUUCACCACUCUGGACAGAGACCGGGACCAAUAUUCAGGUAACUGUGCCCACUAUCAGAAAGGAGGUUGGUGGUACUACACCUGUGCCCACUCAAACCUGAAUGGAGUAUGGUAUAAGGGAGGGCACUAUCGCAGCAAGUACCAAGAUGGUGUUUACUGGGCUGAAUUCCGUGGAGGAGCCUACUCCUUGAAGAGAGUAGUGAUGAUGAUACGUCCAAGCUAGACAUUUAUGUAAUAUAUUCACUACUGGACCACAAUCAUAUAUAGAAUAUAAUCAAUAACAAUAUUAUUGUUAGGUAACUCUUCAUACUUUUAAAAUACUGUUAUAAAUUGUUUUAUAAACAAAGAUACAGACAACAGAACUACCUACUUAAAGCAUUACAUCUCUACAAAUACACAUAUGCAGACCCAGAAGGAGGGGGGUACCCUCUCACAGGCUGAAUAUUCCAGUGGUCUAUAAUGCUGUUGGCUCCUUGAGGUUCGUGUCCUUGAUUUAAAAAGCUAUAUUUUGCUGCAAUGAAUAGUGUGCUCCUCUGUACAUAGGAGCAUAUUGUGCCAAGAUCCACCCACUGAACCAAUCAUUUCCUAGGACUGCAUCCCUUUCAUAUAUACAAAAGCAGUAAAGCAGCUAAAACAAAAUUUUUCUGUAGUCCCUUUUUAGUGAAUUGUAUGUUAAAAUUUGGAGGAGAGACAGCCAUCUUGAAAAAGUCAGGGAAAAAAAAACAAACAUAGCCUGAUUUAGCUCCAUGUUCCAAACUGGUGCAGAUAAAGGACAGCACAAUUAUUAGAUGUGGUGGAACCAUCACAAGAGGGAAUGUCAAAGACCGGUAGUGGAGCUGGUAGACCAAAGAGCUUCUGGCAUGGUAGCAAACUGUGCCAUUAACAUGGAACAUCAAGUAUGCAAUUGGAAUUCACAAGUCUUGCACUAUUAACUACUCAACUUUGCACUUUGGGAUUGUUCUAAAACAAUUACAGCAUCACUACAGAAGUUAUGUUGUGGUACAUGGAAAUCUGUAACAUGGAAAUCUUUUCUGAAAUCAGGAAAGACUUGUAACAAAUAGCAGCAAAGUUGGGAUGGUUACUAGGGCUAGAUGGUGACUGAAAAAUGAAAUGAAUUUGGUAUUAAUAUCCAUUUGGGACUUGGAGUUUGGAACUCUGUUGGCAAACUAACAAUUCCUUAUCUCUUGGACUGGAUUCCAGUAAAGCAUUAGAACUACUGUAGCACAUGGUAGCAAUUCACUGCUGCUCUUGAAGUUUGCUUCACAUUGUUCAAAAAGCAUGAGGUGGAAUGACCUGAAACGUAGUGCGACCUAAAACAGAGUCUGGAUGUCCUUCAAAUGCAAAGACGAUUGUAAUGUUAAACAGCCUCUCUCCAACCCAAACACAACUAUAGAUCCUCCAGAUGGAUGCAUAUUAUAGUGCCUCUUCCUAGAUUAAUGAGGAACAAGAGGAAGUCACUCAGCCUCUAACUGCUCGACCAUGGCUAAUCUACAUCAUAAACUCAACCAGUCUUGGUGCCAUAAUUCUUAACGCAAUGAGAUCAAUAGACUUCAAUUGAAAUUUUCAAUUGCCAUCUAGGCUUGGCACCAUUUUUGUUGGGGAAGCAGUGCCAGAUUCCUACUGCCCUUUAUGGGAAGAAAUGCGUCCAGAAUGGCUCAAAUCCUACAAUUACAUCGCCUCAUUCUGGACUUGCCCAGCAGAGGAAAUUAUUUACUUCUAGCUAAAAUCCUUUAAUCAUCUUAAACAUCCCAAUUAAAAUCACCCUACAACCUUCUGUAUGCAAGCCUAAACUCUGCAAACGAUCCUCAACAUUAGCCUGGUUUCACUCUGAAUUAUCGAUCUCUGCACAUAAAACCAUGUAGCCUACAAUCUGCAGCUUUAUGAUGCUCAGAUGGCUGUGCAAGUUCUUCCACCUCAUCUACUGCUAUAAUCUCAACAUGCCCCUUUCAAGGAGCAGCAAUAGAAUUUGCUAGCAUGCCCCUGCUACUCCAUAUAGACCACAAGAAGCAGGAAGCUCCCAUUUAACUUCGUCUCUAAUCCGCACCUUGCCCUGAGAGUAUGAGUGUAGUUUUCAUUAGUGCUGAACAUACCAAAGGAUGUCAGUACACCCUGGUAUGUUAAACCACCUGCACACUGCAAAGAAACUAGUCAUUAGUAUGUAAAGAGUCUGGCUUAUAUGUUUGCUAAAGCUUUUAAAGAUGGGGACCACUUAGCUAUUUCUGAUUAAACCUGGAUAUAUUAACAGGCAGAGGCCAUUCAACUUCUUGAUCUUUUCCUUCAUUCAACUCGAUCAUUGUCGAUCUGUAAACCGAACUCCAUAUACCCACUUCAAAACUUUUAGCUAAUAAAAAUAAAAUCAAUAAAUUAAUUUUUUAUUCAUUUGUGGAAUUUAGAUAUUGCUGGUAUUUACUGGCCAUUUAGCUAUGUUGUUGAACUGAAAAGGCAAUUAAGAGCAGCACUGAAUUGCUACCACGUGCUGCAGUAGCUCUAAUGUUUUACUGAGAUCCAGUCCAUAAACUUUGGUGAGUCUGGAUUCGUACAGGCCAUACUGGGCAAUAAAAGCAGUUACCAGUCCCUGAAGGACGUCAGUAAAUCAGAUGUGUUUUUAUGAUAACCCUGUUGUUUCAUGGUUAACAUUAGUAAUUCAAGCAUUUUAUUACAGAUUUCUUUAGUUGAAUUUUACGUGAAUUUAAAAUUUCCACACUGCAUUUGAACUUGCUGCUUCAGAUCAAUGGUUCUGGACACCAGUCCACUAUGCUAUGAUCCCAUUUAAUAACUGAUUUGGCAUCAACUGUCUUUUGUGGAAGAGUUCCAAAUAUCAACACCCUCUGGGCUUUCAAACAGUGACUUACUUCACUCCUGAAUGGGACUGCCUCUAAUUUUUAGAUCCAUCGUCUUAAACUCCCCAACCUGUGGAAAUAAUUUCUCUUCACCUACCCAGCCAGUUCCCCUUCAUCUUGAAAGCUUCAAUUAAUUACCUCCCUACCUUCAAAAUUCUGGUCAC